Serpula lacrymans var. lacrymans S7.9 is the source of this 1114-nucleotide messenger RNA. RefSeq lists its product as uncharacterized. Lineage: Eukaryota; Fungi; Basidiomycota; Agaricomycetes; Boletales; Serpulaceae. The record is from RefSeq and is a predicted model, not a curated record. The transcript is spliced from 3 exons. Bases 494 to 1114 code for a protein of 206 amino acids.
GAUACACUAACGCGACCGCAGAUAAUACUCUUUAAAGGAUCUUAAGACAUAGAGCAUAGCGUCAAUCAUCUUUAUCAGCAGAUAGCUACCAAUGCGUGGGACAGCAUCGGAGAUCUUGGUAACAUGGUGCAGCCAUUGUUUGGAGCUAUAGAGCCCGUCUAGCUGCAUUGGCAGAAAAUUGGGGUGCCGAGUUUUCUCGUUGUAGAAUACGCAAGUCCUGGAGUAAGGUGUGAUGUCCAAGAUAAGGCUGAUCCAUAUCUCACCUUGAGGCGUCCAUACAUACACCCUGAGGCACCAUGGUCCGACAUUCACUCGACUCAUCGCCCUCUCUCGAACUCGCACUCAAAGGAAGAAGAUGUCGACUAGUAAAACAGGGUAAGGAAAGAAGGCGGCAGCUGUAGGAGAAAAAAGAGAAAAAAGAGCUUGGCCAGUUGAAGACACCGCCGAGUUUCUGAAUCUCAUAAAGGCUCACCAGAAGUUAGGUGGCCCAAAGAUGUCCUUCAAGAACGAUUUCUGGACUAUGAUAGCCCAAGAAAUGGAGACGCAUACAAUGAAGGGCUCUCGAAAGAGUGCCCGGGCGCGCAAGGAUAAAUGGAACAAGCUCAAGGCCGAUUUCAAGAACAUUAGUUACCUCAAGUUGGCAUCUGGGUUCACUUACAGUGAAAAGAAGGAUGUGGAUGUAAACAAGGCAUCUCAGGUUGUUUGGGACAAUGCCGUCCAGGAUGUGAUGCCUGAGCAUGCAACAGGUGCGCAUGCCUUCUGGGCUUCUCAGAGUGUUGUAGGAGGCACAGUCAGCAAUGAGGAAAAUGACGGCGAGAUUGAGGGCGAUAGUGACGAGGAAGCUGCCAUGAAUGUCAAUACGACGGGGAAGGACUCACCAGCAACUGUUUGUACUAAUGAAGUUACCAUAGUUCCUAUCCAUACUUCCAAUCAAUCCAUUAAAUCCAUUACAGCCCGCCCUCCUAUUAGUUCAGCUUCAAACAUAUCUGGUGGGAAGAGAAGGUUUAUGUUGGUAGAGGGUUUUGCAAUGGCAGAGUCAGUAGUAACUGGCACAUCCCGUUCAGAAUCUGCUCGUCUAUCUGGUGCAGCCACUCUCAAUGGUCUCAAGGAGUAG